Akanthomyces muscarius is the source of this 867-nucleotide messenger RNA. RefSeq lists its product as uncharacterized. Bases 1 to 867 code for a protein of 288 amino acids. Gene Ontology annotation, molecular function: catalytic activity. The transcript is spliced from 5 exons. The record is from RefSeq and is a predicted model, not a curated record. NCBI's taxonomy places the organism in Eukaryota, Fungi, Ascomycota, Sordariomycetes, Hypocreales, Cordycipitaceae.
AUGUCUUCCUUUUCAAGGCUGGUUAGAUUUCUGUCCAACGAUGGACGCUCAUACUACGGCGAUGCCAUCCUUCCCGAGGGAGAAACCGACAUCUCCAAGGCGCAGACUGCCCGAAUCAUCGAGGGAAAUAUCUUUGGUGAAUACCAAGUCACAGAUCGAGCGGCCGAUAUCCGCACCCUUCUCCCGCCUCUAGCACCAGCCCAUUCCGGCACUGUUCGCUGUCUAGGCCUCAACUAUGCCGACCACGCCAAAGAAAACAAGCUUCCUGAGCCCAAGUACCCUGUCCUCUUCUUCAAGCCUCCCACAAGUCUCUCUGGUCCUACAGACCCCAUCCCUGUUCCUCACAUGGCCCAGGAGAUGGAUGGUCUAGACUAUGAGUGUGAGCUGGUCAUUAUCGUUGGCAAGCAGUGCAAGGACGUGCCCGAGGCCCAGGCCCUGGACUGCGUUUUUGGCUACGCUGUUGGCAACGAUAUGUCUCACAGAGACUGGCAGAUGAAGCACGGCAACCAAUGGGCUCACGGAAAGAGUUUCGACGGCUGGGCGCCAUAUGGUCCUGGCAUUGUGUCGUCCAAGUUGAUUGAGGACCCCCAGUCCCUCGCCAUUUGGACCAAGGUCAACGGCGAAAUAUUACAAAAUGGCAACACUGCCGACCAGAUUUUUGGUGUCAAAGAGACCAUUUCGCUUCUUAGCCGCGGCGUCACUCUAAUGCCAGGUGAUCUCAUCUUCACCGGGACGCCCGCCGGUGUUGGAAUGGGACGCUCACCGCAGUUGUGGCUCAAGGACGGCGACGUUGUUGAGGUCGGACUCGACCAUGUCGGUACCUGUGUCAACAAGGUCGAGUUUGCAAAAAGUUAUGCCAAAAUCUAG